This is a messenger RNA of Drosophila teissieri, 2282 nucleotides long. RefSeq names its product polycystin-2. Gene Ontology annotation, biological process: detection of mechanical stimulus. Gene Ontology annotation, molecular function: calcium ion binding; calcium channel activity. Gene Ontology annotation, cellular component: membrane. Bases 32 to 2242 code for a protein of 736 amino acids. The record is from RefSeq and is a predicted model, not a curated record. The transcript has 4 exons. NCBI's taxonomy places the organism in Eukaryota, Metazoa, Arthropoda, Insecta, Diptera, Drosophilidae.
CUUGCAGCAAUUUCAAAGAAAGGCAGUUAAAAUGGGUUUCAAUAAUAUGAGCCGCAAGAACUUCGCGUGUUUCGCCGUGACCGCAACCGUGUUGCUGGUGUGCUUCACCCUGGUAUCCAUCUUCUCGGGAUUCAUGCACGAGCCCCAGAGAUUCAAGACGAUGCUGGUGACCAUCGUCCUGGUGUUCUUUUUCCAAUAUCUCAUCCUAGAACCCAUCCGCUUCCUCAUUCUGGGCAUCGAUUAUGCCACCUGGCCGCAGGAGGACCCGCCCUACAAGGCGGAGGAGGGAGUGCCCACCAUGAACCACAUCAGCUACUUGCGGAUCCGGCUGCGCAGUCUGCGCUCCGAGCUCCUGAUCACCGAGGGCCACACGAACGAGCUGCUCAACCAGAGAUACAAACGCAUUGCUGGGGACCUGUUGCUCUAUGGGUCCUACUUCAUUGCCCUAAUGCUGCUGGUGGUGUUGCAGGAGGACCAGGCUAAUUACUUCAACACCUACAACAUGCAGCGCCUCUUCGGGGACAACACCUCGGUCACCUUUGGCCUGUCGCAGGUGUACUUCAUAUACCAGAUACACAGCUAUCUGCAGAUCACCAUGAUCGAAGCCUUCUUCGCGCCGGGAACAUACGGCUACGAGGGCUGGUGGGCCAUGGAGCAGUGGCAGAACAUCGGCGUGGUGCGCCUGCGCCAAGUGCGUCCUGUGGACUGCCACAUUGGACUGGGCACGCCCGAGUGGGACACGAAGACCUAUGCGCCGGAGUGGCGUCUUCCCUAUCACCGGAUGCAUUACACGGAGAAGUUCUGGCGGAUCUACGACCCCUUUGUGCCGGCCCAGUUCGAGCCCAGUUUUCUGAAUGGCCUGCUGCUCAACUACGACCAUUAUGGCUAUUUGCUCAACUACCCGGAAGUCGGUGGCUACGAGGUGCUCAUGAUGAGCACAAAGGUACACUGCAUACAGCAGAUCCAGUACCUGCAGUCCUACGGCUGGCUGGAUAAAAAUACUUCGGCUCUGUUCAUCGACUUGACGAUGUACAACGCGGAUGCCAACCUCUUCACGUUGCUCACUUUGCGCUUGGAGAACACCCCAUUCGGAAUCCAGAUACCCCGGGUGCACGUGGAUUCAGUGAGAAUGCUGGGAAGUGUGGAGUCGAGAAGAAACAUCGAGCUUUUCAUACUCUUUGUACACACCGUCCUGGUCAUCUUGUUCGUCCGCGGUGUGCUCUCGAAGAUCUGGCACAAUCCGGCCGCCGCCCACGAAGCUUGGACCAUGGUGGACUUGACCAUAUGCAUACUGAACGCCAUCAUGACCGUGCUGGUAAUAAUGCGCGACAUCGAGACGGCUACGCUGCUCGAGAUGGUGGAGACGGCCACCAAGGGGCAGUAUCUCGACUUCCAGCGUCCACUGCGCCUCCACCAAAUGCUGUUCAUCGUGAAGGGCUUCCUGGUGUGCAUCACCACCAUGCGGCUGUGGAAGGUGCUCCAGUUCGCCUCCGUCUUCCAGCACUUCACCCAGACCCUCUUCUCCGCCUGGCGAGCCGUGGCCAGCCUGGGUGUAAUCAUUCUGGUCGUCCUCAUGGCCAUUGGCAUCACUUUGGCCGUGCCGAAUGGAAACAACGCCGUGGUCUUCAGCCACAUGGUUCAGUCCGUGGUCACCUGCAUGUGGUACUCCAUGGGCUUUAACGGGGACAUCCGUCCUGCGGAUUUCUUCCACGGAGGUCGCAUAUUGGGUAUUAUGCUCUACCUGGUGCUCGUCUUCCUCCUGGCGAUUAUCCUGAUGAACGUGUUCGCCUCCGUCAUCUAUGACUACUUCAACGAGACGAGCAGGAGCCUAAAGGAGCAGUCCAAUCGGUCGUCCAUCACCUUCCUGGAGUUCCUGCGCGUAGAGUAUGCGGAUCUCUUUGGAGACACCUUUCGCUGCCUGCGAAAGACGUACGACCGUCGUGGACACACUGUUGCAGAGAACGUGGAACUAGAGCUAAAUAGACGGGAACUUAUUAAGUCCAAAAGGGACCACAUAAAGAACCCGCAGCAGCUGAGAGCUCGCCUGUCCACGGAACAGCGAAAUGCCGACUACCGGAUCCGCGGCGAGAAGAUGUUCAAGCUGAUGGCCAUUCUGGACAUCCAGGUGGAGAUCCUGGAACGAUUGGUUUUGGGCGACAGGGAUGGCAAUCUGCCAACACCGCCUGCAUCCGACUCCGAUCCCGAGGACAUGCCGGAAAUGUACCGGAAGCGGCGUCGAUGAUCGCCGUGAUCCACGAUGUGCUCAAAGUCUUUCUAUACUA